Molecule: messenger RNA, 2585 nt
Organism: Oenanthe melanoleuca
Lineage: Eukaryota; Metazoa; Chordata; Aves; Passeriformes; Muscicapidae
Product: multifunctional procollagen lysine hydroxylase and glycosyltransferase LH3-like
Exons: 22
Coding region: 4-2433 (809 amino acids)
Biological process (GO): peptidyl-lysine hydroxylation
Cellular component (GO): endoplasmic reticulum
Molecular function (GO): procollagen-lysine 5-dioxygenase activity; L-ascorbic acid binding; iron ion binding
Source: RefSeq, a predicted model, not a curated record
GCCAUGGCCGCCCUCACGCUGCCGCUGCUGCUGCUGCUGCUGCUGGGGAGCGGCCGCGGGACCCCCCAAACCUGCCCCAAAAACCCCCAAACCUGCCCCAAAAAUUCACCCGGGACAGAGGCCGAGACCACACAGAGCUGCUCCGAAAAUUCACCCGGGAACGGCGGGAACAGCGGCGGGAUCGAGGAUGGGAAUGAGCAGCUGCUGGUUCUGACCGUGGCCACCGAAGCCACCGACGGCUACCGGCGCUUCCUGCGCUCGGCCCGCGCCUUCAACUACAGCGUGCAGACCCUGGGUUUGGGUCACCCCUGGCGCGGGGGGGACAUUUCCCGCAGCCCCGGGGGGGGACAGAAGGUUCGGUGGCUCCGGGGGGCGCUGGCGCCGCUGCGGGGGAGGGGCGGCCUCGUCCUGCUCUUCGUCGACAGCUAUGACGUGCUGCUGGCAGCAGGGCCCCGGGAGCUGCUGGCCAAGUUCCGUGCCUCGGGGGCCGGGGUGCUGUUCGCUGCCGAGGGGUUCUGCUGGCCACAGGAGGGGCUGGCCCCGCUCUACCCGCCCUGCCCCCCCGGGGGGAAACCCUUCCUCAACUCGGGGGGGUUCGUGGGCUUCGCUCCGGCGCUCUGGGCUCUGGUCGAGCGUUGGCGCUUCCGGGACGACGACGACGAUCAGCUGUUCUACAGCCAGCUGUACCUGGACAGGGAGCUCAGGGAGGAGCUGAGCCUGGCCCUGGAUCAUCAUUCCCAAAUUUUCCAAAAUCUCAACGGGGCCCUGGACGAGGUCACCAUUCGCUUUGAGCCGGGUGGGAACCGAGUGAGGAACGAGAUCAGCGGGGCCUGGCCGGUGGUGAUCCAUGGGAAUGGACCCACAAAGGUGGCCCUGAACUCGCUGGGCAAUUACGUGCCCCAGGGCUGGAGCCCGGGGGGCUGCGGGGACUGCGAGAGGGACCUGAGACCCCUCAGGGGGACCCCGCCCCAGGCCCUGCCCUGGGUGCUCAUCGGGGUCUUCGUGGCCGAGCCCACCCCGUUCCUGCCCCAGUUCCUGCGGCGCCUGGGGGAGCUGAGCUACCCCCGGGAGAGGCUGGGGCUGUUCCUGCACAAUGCCGUCCCCGCUCACUCUCCCCUCAUCGAUUCUCUCUGGCCCCGCCUCCGGCGCCGCUUCAGCUCCGCCCACCGGGAGGGGGAGGGGCUGGGGGGAGGGGCGGCGAGAGACCUCGGAAUGUCCCUGUGCCGGCGGGACCCGCGCUGUGACCAUUACCUGAGCCUGGACAGCGACGUCAGCCUGAGUGACCAACACCUGCUGAGGGCUCUGAUCGAGCAGAACAGCCUGGACAGCGACGUCAGCCUGAGUGACCAACACCUGCUGAGGGCUCUGAUCGAGCAGAACAGACUGACCACUGACCAUUACCUGAGCCUGGACAGCGACGUCAGCCUGAGUGACCAACACCUGCUGAGGGCUCUGAUCGAGCAGAACAGGCAGGUGCUGGCCCCGCUGCUGACCCGCCCCGGCCACCUCUGGUCCAACUUCUGGGGGGCGCUGGGACCCGACGGCUACUACAGCAGAGCCCCGGACUACCUGGAGAUCGUGCAGGGCCGGCGCAGGGGCGUGUGGAACGUGCCCUACGUCAGCCACGCCUACCUGGUGGGCGGGGCCGCGCUGCGGGGGCCGCUGGGGGAGGGGCCGGUGUUCGACCACGCCCACCUGGACCCCGACAUGGCGUUCUGCGCCAGGGCCAGGGAGAAGGGGCUGUUCCUGCACGUCACCAACCGGCGCCACUUUGGCCACCUGCUGGUGACCGACGGCUACAACGGCACCGGGCGGCGGCACCCGGAGCUGUGGGAGCGGCUGCGCAACCCCUGGGACUGGGACCAGCAGUACCUGCACCCCAACUUCAGCCGCGUCCUCCAGGAGCACCUGAUCCAGCAGCCGUGCCCGGACGUGUUCCAGUUCCCGCUGUUCUCGGAGCAGUUCGGGCGGGAGCUGCGGGAGGAGGCGGAGCUGCGCGGGGGGUGGGCGGAGCAUCACGAGGUGCGCUCCUGGGCCGUUCCCCUCUCGGCGCUGCAGUUGGAUCCCGUCCUGCAGGGGGCGCUGCGGGAGCUGCUCCCGCCCAUCGCCCGCCGGCUCUUCCCGGGAUACGCCCCCAAGGGCCGCACGGUGCUGAGCUCGGUGGUUCGUUACGACCCCGCCCCUUCCGGCCACGCCCACCCUGACCCCGCCCCCUCGGCCACGCCCCCACGGCCCUCAGCCACCAUCAGCCUGAGAGUGAGCCUGAGCCCCGCACUGGGCGGGGGCUGGCUCUUCCCCAGGUACGGCUGCGCCGCCCCCGCGCCCCCCCCGGGCUGGGCCCUGCUGCACCCGGGGCGCCUGACGCACCUGGGGACAGGUGUGACACCUGUGGGCGGGGCCAGGUACAGCCUGGAGCUGCUGCUGGAUCCAUGAGACAGCUGGGGACACCUGGGCACACCUGGGACACACCUGGGCACACCUGGGACACAUCUGGGACACACCUGGGACAGGUGUGACACCUGUGGGUGGCGCCAGGUAUGGUCUGGAACUGCUGCUGGAUCCGUGAGACGCCUGGGACACACCUG